This is a messenger RNA of Blepharisma stoltei, 877 nucleotides long. The record is from the annotation of a GenBank genome assembly. Lineage: Eukaryota; Ciliophora; Heterotrichea; Heterotrichida; Blepharismidae.
AUGAAAGAAGAUAUUAUAUUAGCCAGUCAAGCAGUAAUUUGCCAGAUUCCUAGUGUUAAUGAUUUUUUGCAGGCCUUUUCGCUCAAAUUAAGAGCUCAGAUAAAAGAAAGUGCAUAUCAGAAAACUAAGCCACAGCUUUUAGAAUGCGAGUAUUUUUUCGGCAGCGAACAAAAAUAUGAGUAUUCUUUUUCAAUAGCAAAAGAUAUUCCAUACCAAUUAAACAUUUAUGAAUAUCUUUGCUUUCUUUCAGAUACUUUAAAAUUUACCAUAGAAACGUGAAUUCUGGCAGCUGCAUAUCUAGAAAAGGUUUUGUUAAAAAUUCCUUUAUUAUGCUCCAAUUGGAGAAAGCUUGUAACCUAUUCCAUUUUUAAUUCCCAAAAAAUUAGCGAAAGAAAUGAAUUAUGUACCACAGAAUUUGCCGAUAUUAUACCUAAUAUUGAAGUCGUUGAUUUUAUUCUGAUGGGCUUUGAGUAUCAGAGACUAAUUGAAUAUAAUUAUGAAGUUUAUAAAGAGGAAUUAAUAGAAAUUACUAUAUCAAUCUUUUAAUAAAAAUUAUAAAUUUGAUUAUUAUAAAUUAUUUUAAAUUCUUUAUCAAGUCCUCAAUUUAAUAAAGAUAAAAAAAUUAAUUUAAGUUAAUAUAAAAAUAAAGGAUGGACAUAAAUUUUAUUAAAAAUGUGAAAGCAUAUUUACUUACUAUUUAAUUGAGGGGAGUGAGUCAACUCUUGGAUAUUUUCCUUCAGAUUCAUAUUGAAAUUGAGAAAUCGAUGAGGAAAGCCUAGAAAAAGUUGCAAAAAAUUCAAAAGAAAUACCACAAGAAGGCCAAAAUGAAGUAAAUAUUUAUACUUCGGAAACAAUAUACUGCAUAAAUACAGUUUAA